Messenger RNA from Mytilus trossulus (common blue mussel), 1983 nucleotides. RefSeq names its product putative ammonium transporter 1. Gene Ontology annotation, molecular function: ammonium channel activity. The coding region runs from base 300 to 1859 and encodes 519 amino acids. Gene Ontology annotation, biological process: ammonium transmembrane transport; ammonium homeostasis. The record is from RefSeq and is a predicted model, not a curated record. Lineage: Eukaryota; Metazoa; Mollusca; Bivalvia; Mytilida; Mytilidae. The transcript has 12 exons. Gene Ontology annotation, cellular component: plasma membrane.
AACACCUAGCGGCAAAACAACGUGUGUGAUUUGUACUGACCUGAGUGUUGGUUAAAAACUAGUGCGAUAUGUUUUUAAAGAAGGGAAAACAACAAAGUUGAACAUUUUUCAUUUAGAUUUUGAGAGCGGACCACUGAUUUGUCCUUGACUGAAGCUUUAACAUUGAAUUUGAACUUUAGAUUUGAAUAACCAGCUAAGAGUAUACUCAAGAAGUUACAGACAGGGAGACAGAUUAUAACCAACUUGAGGAAAUACACACAAAGAACAAUUUGUGGGAGACAGUAGAAAAGUCCUUGAGAAUGUCUUCAAACGCUACUGAUACAGCUAAAGAAAUAUCAUCUCUUUCUUUUUCUUUGGAUCAGUUUUUCCUUAUCAUCAUGGGAAUGGUUGUAUAUUUUAUGCAAUGUGGAUUUGCAUUCCUUGAAGCGGGCGCAGUACGGAGUAAAAAUGUUACAAAUAUUCUGAUUAAGAAUGUUAUGGACUCUUUUGUUUCUGGUAUUGCCUACUGGAUAUUUGGCUAUGCGUUUGCCUAUGGCGAUGGUGGAACGGCACAGAAAUUUAUUGGUGCCACAUAUUUUGCAUCAUAUGAUAUGCCGAUGGACCAGUAUGCAAGCUUUUUCUUUCAGUACACAUUCGCUGCAACGGCGGCUACUAUUGUUUCGGGUGCUGUAGCAGAGAGGUGCGAAUUUAUAGCUUAUUUUGCUUACAGUUUCGUUAUCACUGGCUUUAUUUACCCAGUCGUUACACAUUGGGCCUGGGGAAAUGGAUGGUUGGUAGACGGAUACGACUAUGGCGGAGACAUUGGACAAAUUGCUUAUCAGGAUUUUGCAGGCAGUGGCGUUGUUCACGUUCUGGGUGGUGUUUGUGCUUUUAUUGGAGCUGCACUUUUAGGACCAAGAAUUGGUAGAUUCCAGAAAGGUUCUAAAGUUAUCGGAACUCUGCGAGGGCAUUCUGUGCCGAUUGCUGCUCUUGGAGGUUUUAUUUUAUUCUUUGGAUUCUUGGCUUUCAAUGGAGGAUCACAGCUGACCAUUAGUUCUGAGGGAGAUGGCGCUGCAGUAGCUGUUUCGGUUGUCAAUACAAUAAUAUCUGCUUCCUUUGCUGCUUUCGGGUCGCUCAUCAUAAACAGACUACAUAUAUUUGGAAAUACAUGGAGUUUACUUGUCACCAUCAACGGAGCUCUAACGGGAAUGGUUGCUGUAUGUGCUGGGUGUAACCAGAUGCAUCCUUGGAGUGCUGCUGUUCUAGGCUUGUUUGCUGCUAUGUCGUAUACAUUAUGGUCCACAGUCAUGAAAAAACUUAACAUCGACGAUCCUUUAGACGCAGUUGCAGUACACUUUGGAGGAGGUAUUACCGGUGUGAUUCUGAUUGCUUUCCUGGAUAAAGAUGACGGAAUACUGUUUAACUGGGAUAAAAAAUCUGGUCUGAAACUUGGAUGGCAGUUUGCUGGAUUGGCUGCCAUUAUAGCCUGGUCAGCAUUAUUUUCCCUGUUGAUAUUUGGUAUCCUUAAAUGUUUCGGUAUGCUUAGAGUGUCUCGGGAUAUUGAAGAUAAAGGUUUAGAUAUUCCUAAACAUAACGAGCCUGCCUAUCCAGUGGAGGCCUACGGACAUGGACAUAUAGAGAAGUUAAUACAGAUCUUAGAAACACAACCCAUGGUUGUAACUCAAGGAUACUCAAAAGUGGCAUAUAAAAACGAGUCAUUCACAAUUGAAAAGGAAUUUCAAGACAAAGGUGUUUAUGAAUCACCGGAAACUUCGGCAGCUGUAAGAAUUAGAAAUGGAACUUCUUCAAAUGGACACCGAACAGUACUAACAAUAAGUAACGGAACAACACCGUCUACUGCUGAUCCGAAUCGAAUGUAAUAGAAAAAUGAAAGCUAAUUGCAUGACCACUAUAUAUAUUUGGUGAUGUAUAAAAGGGAUAUUUUUUUAUUUUUAUAAUAUGAGUUCCCUGUAAAUGUAUUAAUGUAGAUUAAUGUACAAGUGC